AUGAACGGAGUGUUUGGACGGUGUCAGGAGUUUCCGGCCACAGACGUGCUCCGCUAUGAAGUGUCACCGGGGGUUCUGCAGCACCUGACGGCCACCCUGCAGAGGCUCUCCCGCACAGGUCUCACGUGGCAGGAUGACCACACCCAGCGCGUGAUGGCCCGGGAACUCGCCAGCCUUCCCCAGACUUACCCGCGCCACCCCGAGGUGUCCAGCCCCGCCAGGAGCUCGAAGCAAACCGUCCCGGACGAGCAGAGCCUCAGCCUGGAGGGCGGCAUGCUGGCCGAGGCCCUGCAGCGCUACCUGCCCUACCUGGAGGCCCUGUCCCAGGCUGCCACCGCCGACGCGCUCCCGGGGCCGGAGCUGGACAGGCCACCUGCCCAGGGUGAGGACCCCCUGGCCGACAGCGUGCUAACCUUCGUGGCCCAGAAGUCCGCCCUGACCUACCCUCCCGUGGCGCGCGCCAACCUCGCAGGGGGCCGCCCCCUGCGCACGCUCCACCGGCUCCAGCCUGACGAGCUCAGCCCCAAAGUGGCCGGCGGGGUGGACAGGCAGCGUCUGGUGGCUGCACUGGGCGCCUACGCGGCCCGGAAGGCCCCUGCGCCCGCCAGGGACCGCGACCCCGCGCCCCGCGGCCUUGUGCGCGCGCCUUGGAGAGCGCCCCGGGUCCUGUCGGCGCCGGCGGCCCCCCAGAGAUGGCCUUCGCCUGCGGACCCCAGAGACGCCCCGGUCACAGACGAUGAAGCUCGUGUUCAGACACUGCUGAAGGACCUGCGGAAGCGCCCGGCCGGUGUGGAGGGUCUGAGUGCCCUGGACAUGGACGAGGUGGCCCGCGCCCUUGCGAGCGCAAUGCCAAGUGGGGGUGCGGCCGGGGCGCCGGGCGCGGCCGGGAGGAGCGGUGGACGCGGAGCGGAGGCGAACGGGGCGGGGGCCGCCCUGCACAGAGACCGCGUGCCAGAGAGCAGACUGCAAGACAGCGACGGGGGACUCUACCAGGAGGUGAACCGUCUGGGCGUCCAACUGGGAGACCUCCUGCAGGGCCCUGGGUCUCCAUUCCUGCUUGCAGCCCCCCGUCUCACCGAGACCUUCAAGACGGAGAGCAAGAAAGGGGAUGACGCUGAGGCCUCGCUGUCUUCGGAGGAGGAGCGCGCGGGCGUGGAGAACGUGCGGAGCCAGACCUCCUCCAGGGAGCUGCUGCAGAGGCCGCUGCAGGCAAGGCCCGGGCUGGGCACGGCCCCCCAGGAGGACCUGCACCUCGGGGCUGGCGCACAGGAACCCGCCGGCCCAGACCUGCGGCUGCAAGUCCAGGCCCCCGAGGAGGAGUAUGGCUACAUCGUGAUGGAAAAUGACUCCCUGAGCCUGGACGAGGGCACGCAGGCGCUGGAGGGCGUGGCGCGGCUCCUGGAGGUGCCGGCGGGUGUCUUCACGGACGUUGAGGUCGAGGGGCCAGCGGUGACCUUCAGGGUGCGCGCCAACGCCCAGAACGUGACCGCGGCAGCCGCGGCGAAGGCGGCAGCCGACAACAAGGAGAAACUGCAGACCAUGUCUGGGCUGAGAGUUCUUCAGGCCGGAGUCGGCUCGAGAAGCAGAAUCAAGCUUCUGCCUCACCAGGCAGCACGGGAGGACUCCACCAAGUUCGUGGUGCUCACCCUGGUCUCCAUCGUGGCCAUCGUGGGGGUCUUGCUGGCGUCCGGUGUCAUCUACUGCCUGCGACACAACUCUCACUACAGGCUGAAGGAGAAGCUCUCCGGGCUGGUGGGUGACCCGGGCCGAGACGCCACCAACGCCUAUCAGGAGCUGUGCCGUCAGCGCAUGGCGGUGCGCACGACCGAGCGCCCCGAGGCCACGCACACGUCCCGCGUCAGCAGUGUGUCCUCCCAGUUCAGCGACGGGCCCAUGCCCAGCCCCUCCGCGCGGAGCAGCACCUCGUCCUGGUCAGAGGAGCCCGUGCAGCCCAACAUGGACAUCUCCACCGGCCACAUGGUCCUGGCCUACAUGGAGGACCACCUGAAGAACAAGAACCGCCUGGAGAAGGAGUGGGAGGCGCUGUGUGCCUACCAGGCCGAGCCCAACAGCUCGCUCGUGGCCCAGAGGGAAGAGAACCUGCCGAAGAACCGCUGCCCCGCGGUGCUCACCUAUGACCACUCCCGGAUCCGGCUGAAAUCAGAGAACAGCCACAGCAGCUCUGACUACAUCAACGCCAGCCCCAUCAUGGACCACGACCCCAGGAAGCCCGCGUACAUCGCCACCCAAGGACCCCUGCCCUCGACUGUGGCUGACUUCUGGCAGAUGGUGUGGGAGAGCGGCUGCGUGGUCGUCGUCAUGCUGACCCCCCUCUCGGAGAACGGCGUCCGGCAGUGCUACCACUACUGGCCCGACGAGGGCUCCAACCUCUACCACAUCUACGAGGUGCAUCUGGUCUCUGAGCACAUCUGGUGCGAGGAUUUCCUCGUGAGGAGCUUCUACCUGAAGAACCUGCAGACGAACGAGACCCGCACGGUGACUCAGUUCCACUUCCUGAGCUGGUAUGACCAGGGGGUGCCUUCCUCCACCAGGUCCCUCCUGGAUUUCCGCAGAAAAGUAAACAAGUGCUACAGGGGCCGUUCUUGUCCAAUAAUUGUCCACUGCAGUGACGGCGCCGGCAGGAGUGGCACCUACGUCCUGAUCGACAUGGUUCUCAAUAAGAUGGCCAAAGGCGCCAAGGAGAUCGACAUCGCCGCCACCCUGGAGCAUCUGCGGGACCAGCGGCCAGGCAUGGUCCAGACUAAGGAGCAGUUCGAGUUCGCCCUGACGGCCGUGGCCGAGGAGGUGAACGCCAUCCUCAAAGCCUUUCCCCAGUGA
Messenger RNA from Budorcas taxicolor (takin), 2838 nucleotides. It is a transcript of the gene PTPRN2, whose product is annotated as protein tyrosine phosphatase receptor type N2. Gene Ontology annotation, biological process: protein dephosphorylation. The transcript has 22 exons. The record is from RefSeq and is a predicted model, not a curated record. NCBI's taxonomy places the organism in Eukaryota, Metazoa, Chordata, Mammalia, Artiodactyla, Bovidae. Gene Ontology annotation, cellular component: secretory granule. Gene Ontology annotation, molecular function: protein tyrosine phosphatase activity. Bases 1 to 2838 code for a protein of 945 amino acids.